Messenger RNA from Armigeres subalbatus, 3246 nucleotides. Its product is annotated as pancreatic triacylglycerol lipase-like. The record is from RefSeq and is a predicted model, not a curated record. The transcript is spliced from 7 exons. Lineage: Eukaryota; Metazoa; Arthropoda; Insecta; Diptera; Culicidae. The coding region runs from base 430 to 2091 and encodes 553 amino acids. Gene Ontology annotation, biological process: lipid catabolic process. Gene Ontology annotation, molecular function: triacylglycerol lipase activity.
UGAAAAUGCGCCGUCGAAUGUCGCCAUAGUUUUUUUGUGACAUGUGAUACUUGGCUGGACUUUGGAAAUCAUUUCUCACUGAAAAGCUGAUACCAUUUCAUAGUUCUGGUUGUGCUAGUUUCAUUUGGAUUUAGUAAUUUCCACCCACAGCCUCGUUUCGUGCCAAUAACUGUAUCGCAUGGGCAAAUGCUCAAGUAGUGCAAAUUAACGACUCUGCUCGAGGAAGUGAAAGAAAUUUAAUUAUAUCUACCAGGAAGUUAUCCAACCUUAAACUCCUCUUGGGAAAGACGUUUUGAAGCAAUAGAGAAGGAGAGUGUAUGCACCAUUUACAACUUUAGUGAAAUAUAGGCUCGCCAGACGACGACGACAACGGGCAGCGAGAGAGAACCCCUGCUUUGAUGCAUAUUAUUGCAAACACACGCCGCAACGAUGUUGGGCUAUCUCGCUUCAUCAUUGUUAGUUAUAAGCACCAUCUACUGGAUCGAUCCCAGUAGCGCCGGGCCGCUCGACGCCCUGAGCUGGGCCCGUAUGGAUAACAUCAAUCUACCUUGGUUGCCAUAUGAAAACAUGACCCGUUGCUACGGGGAGCUGGGCUGUCUGAACAUCACCAAAGAAUGGUACCACCUGAUCUUCCGACCGUUCAACGUGUUCCCACUGCCACGGAGUGUGAUCAACACCCGGUUCAUUCUGUACACGGAGAAGAACCCAACGGAUGGCCAGCUGCUCCAGGCCGAAACGAAGGAGACCAUCAUGAAGAGCCAGUUCCGCUCCGAAUGGGACACCAAGUUCAUCAUCCACGGGUUUAUUGAUACCCCGCUGUCCAACUGGGUGUCGGAAAUGCGCGACGAACUGAUCACGCGCGGUGGUCUCAACGUGAUAGUUGUGGACUGGGCCGGUGGAUCACUGCCUCUCUACACGCAAGCCACGGCAAACACUAGACUGGUAGGAUUAGAGAUAGCGUAUCUGAUCAAGAAAUUGGCGGAAUACAAAGGACUCAGACCGGAAGACGUUCAUCUCAUUGGGCACUCAUUGGGUGCACAUACUGCAGGGUACGCUGCCGAAAGAAUUCCAGGUUUGGGAAGAAUCACAGGGCUAGAUCCAGCUGAACCAUAUUUCCAGGGGAUGGACCCAAUUGUAAGGCUUGACCCUUCGGACGCCGCUCUGGUGGACGUGAUCCAUACGGAUGGUCGUAGUGUGUUCCGGCUGGAAAUACCGGGGUACGGAAUGUCCCACACAUGCGGACAUUUGGACUUCUAUCCGAAUAACGGUAAAGAACAACCGGGCUGUGCCCUCUCGCAAGAAGGAGCUGCCACCAUUCCGCUAACGCUGAUCAAAGACGGUAUAGAGGAGGCGUCCCGCGUUCUCCUAGCUUGUAAUCACAUUAGAGCCAUUAAAUUAUUUAUCGAUAGUAUUAACGGAAAAUGUCCGUAUGUAGCCCAUCGCUGCCCUUCCUAUCAGCACUUCCUGAGUGGGAACUGCUUCAAAUGCACUUCCGGAAACUGCGCCCUGAUGGGCUACCAUGCGUCGCUUCCAAUCACAACCACCAAACAGAACAUUUCAGAGAACGAUAUUGCCGUCGGCUCAUCGAUCCCGGUGGCACCCCAACCGGGCAAGUACUUCCUAGCUACAGGACGCGAUUUCCCCUUUUGUCAGCGUCACUACCGGUUCACGAUCGAGCUUGCCAAGCCAAAAUCGGCCGAACAGUGGGUCCAGGGUCACCUAACGGCGGGAAUUUUCUCCGAGCGAGGAGCGAUCCGAAGUAUGGAUCUCACGCCGAAGGGUACGGCGCGGUUCGAGCACGGAACCGUCUACCAGGUAGUGGUGACCAAUCCACACGAUCUGGGCGAUCGCAUUCGAAAGGUGGAAUUGUCCUGGGCGCACGACAUGAACGUGUUAGAGCCGACCACGCUGUGCCUAUUUUGGUGCAACAAUCACCUCUACGUCAAAUCGAUUCAGGUCGAAACUAUGCAGAUGCCAUCUCGAGAGAAGCGCAACACCGAAUAUUCAAACAAGCUGUGCGCUCCGAAGCGCGAGUUUGCCGACAUUGCCAGCCGUGGUUCGUACUCUUUCUACGACAACUGUAAACGAUGAAACGGAAGUUUUACUGGUUUUGCUGAUACCGUUGAAAUACUCUCGUGAAGUUUGAGCGUUAUACAUAGCUAGAGAAACCUAUCGACGCUUUCCCCGAUUAGAACCCGUUGCAGCAGAGAUACAUAUAUGGAAGAAUUCAAUGUUGCUGUUGUACCGAUCGGUUAUCCAUAAUGAUUAUUUUUUUAUCGAUCCAGAGGCACAGUUAUCGAAAUUCUUAUUCAGCUUAAACAGUUCGUACAAAAUGUGUUUCCGUCUAAUCGUAGAAUUUCAUGUCGUAGGAGAAAAAGCUUCAUAUGUGAUUUUAAGUGCGUUUAUAUACUUUUUCCUCUGAAUUGAAUGGCUGAUGCAAUUGAAUGAAUGGACAGAAACGUGACAGGCAUGAUUGAAUUUUGAAUGAAUGCAGAUUUGUUGAGAAAGGAAAGUCAUUUAUUUUUGUCUAGUUAAGAAUCGAAUACAAGUACCAUAAAACCACGUGUUCCCUACAAGCAUAUUCAAUUGUACAAAUUUCUUCAUAGAACAAUUUAAACAAAAACGUAACUAUUUCCCGCGUGCUUUUAUCAUACUUUGUAAACAAACGGUUGAUUAUUUAGAAGUUAUAAGAAUAUUUCUAUGAAAUUUAUUUACUCCAUUGUCUUGAAACUUGAAAAAUUUACCUGUUGUUAUGGUUAAAUUUUCAUUUCUAAAUUCUUAGCUUUUACUGUUUCUGUAGAGAAGAAAAUUAUUCUUGAUCCUGUCUAGUGGAAUGUCCUCAACUGUCCAUAAGACGAAUUAGAGCUUUCACACUGAAUUCCAUUACUGGAUUAUGAACCAGCAAUCAGCAUCAUAUAGCUAAAUGGUAAGGCCGGCAUUAAUGUGUCGAAUUUGACUCAACCAAGUACGAUGCAUAGAAGAUGGUCUUUAAAGUCAAACAACGUGUCAGUAGAAUAACAAUCCGGUAAUGGAAUUAUAUGGAAAGUAACAACUCAUCUUAUUGAAAGGCUGUUUCUAUAGUUGCGAGGUGAUAGUAAUGAAAGCUUUCAACAACAACUUUGAAGUUUGAUUAUGCAUAACAAAAUUUAUUUGCGAUCUACUUUAUAAAAUCAGACACUUUUCUACAUUCCUUAGAAUAAACGCUAAGAUAUGUGAUACAUUCUUCAAAUAAAUUAUAAAAUCAGA